This is a messenger RNA of Rhagoletis zephyria (snowberry fruit fly), 403 nucleotides long. Its product is annotated as venom allergen 5-like. The record is from RefSeq and is a predicted model, not a curated record. NCBI's taxonomy places the organism in Eukaryota, Metazoa, Arthropoda, Insecta, Diptera, Tephritidae.
GUCCAACUUUAGACACAUUAUCAGUUAUACCGUUGUUCUCACUUAAACGUUCACAAUGCAAUUAAAAUUUGUGCUAUUCGCUAUUUUAGUGGCGGCUUUUGAAAUUGUUUCCGCCACAAAUUACUGUGAUACAUCCUUGUGUAGUUCUGGCCAACAUAUAGCAUGCAAUAAUACUGGGAAUUUUGCAUCGUCGUGCCAAAAUGCAGCCUUAGCCUCACUGACACAAGAAACUAAAAAUUUGAUUGUUAGUGCGCACAAUACCAAGCGUAACACAGUGGCUGGCGGAAGUACCGCACUCGAACCCGCUUGCCGCAUGGCCACCAUGACAUGGGAUGACGAAUUGGCCUUCUUGGCGGAACUGAAUGUCAAACAAUGCCAAAUGAGGCAUGACGCUUGUCACAAU